CAUCUUCAGCAGGACAGUGAAGAAAGCUGGAGCGGGACAGCAGAUGCCAGACGAAAGGACUCUUUACCGAAGAUGGCCUCGCCAAGAACAGUAACCAUUGUCGCACUAUCCUUCGCACUGGGCCUCUUUUUCGUGUUCAUGGGCACAAUUAAACUCACGCCGAGGUUAAGCAAAGAUGCAUACAGUGAGAUGAAAAGAGCAUACAAGAGUUAUGCCAAGGCUCUUCCAGCAUUGAAAAAGAUGGGUGUUUCUUCUGUACUUCUACGCAAGAUUAUUGGUACACUUGAGGUGGGAUGUGGAGUGGUUCUGACCCUUGUGCCAGGGAGACCAAAAGAUGUAGCCAACUUUAUUCUGCUGCUGGUCAUGCUAGCAGUGCUUUUCUUCCACCAGCUGGUUGGAGAUCCUCUAAAACGCUAUGCCCAUGCCCUGGUGUUUGGUAUUUUGCUGACUUGUCGGCUACUCAUUGCUCGUCAGGGUGAGGACCGGCCUGAGAGGGAGGAGAGAAGAGAGGAGCAGAUCAAUGCCCAGGAAAAGAACAAAGUCAAAAUUUCUUAGCUCAACAAUUUCCACACUGGGAGCCUGGCAGCAGAUCCCUAUAUGUUUCUGUGGAUAGUAGAGAUUGCGCUGGGAAAAAAGCCCCAAAAUGUGAUUUCUAUCCCUCACUUACAUAUCAGCAGUCCAAAAAUCAGAUCUUAGUUUACCUUACCUCAUGUCUUCUGACCUGUAAAACCUCUUAUUUAAAUACAGAUCUUCACCUUGGACAAUCAUCAUUGUGGUAACUGUUUUGGCUGUGGAUCUGAAGCAAAGAUUAAACUAGUGUUAUUCCAAGCUGUAAUUUUUAUGCCCCGAAUUGAACAAUAUUGUACGAAAUGCUACUUUUAAUAUCAUACUGUGAUACAGUUAAGCUUCAAAUGCCGACGUUAUCUAUUAUUUCCUUUUUGAACUACUGACACAAAACCAGUUAUGUUUACUUUGAGGAUUUUUGUUUAAACAUUAGUAUUUAAAAGAGUAUACAAAUUUCCACCAAUCAUUUAACAUAAUUUAAAGGUCAUACAUGAACAGUGGAUGGAUUUUAAUCAUCAGUUUUAGCUUGCCCCAUGAAUCAAAGCAUUUUUCGGAUCCUCAAACUCUGCCAUAAUCAUCAAAAAUGAAAAUAUAGAACCUGUUUGUUCAGCUACAAGUUCUGCAUAUUAUUUAUUGUAAUGUAUCUGUUUUUUUUUACUUAAAGAAAUUUCAGAAGUUUCGUGUCUUUGUUUCUUUUACCAAAAUUGAUUUUCUAGCUGACACUUGAAAUUGUCCAAUAAAAAUCUUAUCCUUGGAAUCUAAUGGUUUCUUGCUCCUUUUAAGACCUAGAAAUACAAUAUUGUGUUUUCUCUUUAGAUUGAUACUUUUGGUGUCAUUAUGAAAACUUAAGGUAAAUUUUUUUGCAUUUUUUUUACUAUAGUAUUUUCUUUAGAAUGAUCAUUUGCUGUUUGUAUUGAGUGUAAAUACCUAACAGAGAACAUGGAUUUGAUUGGGAUGCAAUAACCUGGUCCGAUAACUUAAUUGGGCAUUUUACUUUACAAAGUAUGGGUCAUGUUGCACUUUUAACAGUGAGAAAAUACCAUGAUAUGUUUGUGCAUGCAGAUGCUGACAAU
Messenger RNA from Myxocyprinus asiaticus (Chinese sucker), 1637 nucleotides. Its product is annotated as novel acetylcholine receptor chaperone. Gene Ontology annotation, biological process: positive regulation of protein localization to cell surface; chaperone-mediated protein complex assembly. Gene Ontology annotation, molecular function: acetylcholine receptor regulator activity. Bases 73 to 555 code for a protein of 160 amino acids. NCBI's taxonomy places the organism in Eukaryota, Metazoa, Chordata, Actinopteri, Cypriniformes, Catostomidae. The record is from RefSeq and is a predicted model, not a curated record. Gene Ontology annotation, cellular component: endoplasmic reticulum. The transcript has 2 exons.